Alternaria infectoria is the source of this 2670-nucleotide messenger RNA. RefSeq lists its product as uncharacterized. NCBI's taxonomy places the organism in Eukaryota, Fungi, Ascomycota, Dothideomycetes, Pleosporales, Pleosporaceae. The record is from RefSeq and is a predicted model, not a curated record. The coding region runs from base 1 to 2670 and encodes 889 amino acids. The transcript is spliced from 2 exons.
AUGGGCAGAAGGGUAUACGUGUUCGGGUCUGCUGCUUACCUGACCGCUCUCGCCGUCACUGUCUUGAUAGUAUAUUUGAUGAACCCUCCUGUCUCGGAUGCCAUCCAGGGAGCCUUCUUCGUGGCGGCCUUCUUCACUGGAGUGAUUUUCGGUGUCCUGUCCUUGGUCUUCGCAGACAUCGCCGAAGGUUUUGGCUGCCUACUUGGUGGCUUCUGCCUAAGCAUGUGGUUCCUCAGCGUCAAGGACGGUGGCCUGAUCACUUCAGGAACUGGUCGUGCCAUCUUUAUUGGUUGCAUGUCAGCUGGAGGCUACUCGCUUGCUUUCAGUCACUACACACGCAACUACGGUCUCAUCGCCUCAAUCGCCUUCUCCGGAGCCACCGCUGCCAUUCUUGGUAUUGACUGCCUGGCUGGUUCCGGCUGGAAGGAGUUCUGGCUUUACCUCUGGAGUAAGUUGACGCGCAGUAUUCGCAAAGUAUUGCUAACCCCCGCAGACCUCAACGAUGACAUCUUCCCUCUUAACACCAAUACCUACCCUGUUACCAAGAACAUCAAAGCCGAGCUGGCUGGUGUUGUCAUUAUCACAGUAGUCAGUAUCGUCUCCCAGCUGCGCGUUUGGAAGUUAGUCAAAGAGCACCGCGCAAAGACUGCCGCUCAACAACUCGAGAGACAGGCGGAUCAAGACCGUGAAGAGGAGGAGCAAGGUCGCAAGGUCGAGGAGAUCUUCCAGAAAGAACGUGCUCAAUGGGAAGCUGCAUACGGCAACGGACAGAAUGUGCCCGAGGACAGUGUCCGAUCUUCCACUUCAGAUCCCAAAGACCUUACUCAUGUCCAUGAGAAGGAGGUCUCUCCCAACGACAGCGCGGUAACAGUCAACAUGUCAACUGGAAUGAUGCGAUCUGCCAGCCGCACCGCCAAGCCCGACGCCACCGUCACUGUCGCUGUUCUGGAUGACGAUGCUAUCCAACAAAUCGAACCCGAGGCCCAUACUGCUGAAAACGAAAAAGCUCUUCCAGAGGCUCCUAAGGAUGACUCGAGGCCUACUCUAGUCAAAAGCAACAGCCUACGCCCCACAGCCCCGCCGCCACCUCCAGCCGUCGUCCCACUUCCGUUCAAAGUCCCUACCGAAGAUGAGGCGCACACUGACGACGACAAUACCUCCGUCUCUGCUGUUCCUGAGACUGAUCACGAUGCCGAGGUGCCCAGGCGCCUGUCGAAGCGCGUUUCUGAUGUCUCCGCAAUGAGGCAACGUAUCUCGAGGGACAUGGUAGCAUCGCAAGAAGCUUUGAACGGAAUGCGAGGUGACGAAGACGACCGCGCUUCGUCUGUUGCCGCCACACUUGACGACGACCUCGAUGUGCUGUCGGUCCGUAACCUGUCCCCAGUCGAAUCACCGAUCGGAACCGAGCACGACAACCCAUUUGAAAAGCCUGGACUCAAGAGACAGGAUUCCGACACUGUGCCUAACCGGAAGAGCGUAGUGAACACCGCUGACGUAGUACAAUCUCUCACGACUAGUACCGACCCAAAGACAGCAGACUCGCCCAAGGAACAGACAUUCAAGCACAGGGCCGAUACAGUCAUGUCCAGCUCCAAGGCGAGCAGCGAGAAAUACUCCAAGUCUACCAAGUCUGAUGAAAUCUCUCAAGGCUCACAGAUGGAGCAAGGCGGAUCACAGGUUGGCAGUCUGACUGAGAACGUGAUGCCGGAGAAGCUUUCGAAGAUCGCCCUGUCCUACCGCACGAACGAAUGGGCGAAGCAUCUCGAGGCCGCUGAGAAACCAGACUACGAAGACAUGUUCCUGCCAUCAUCACCCGGUAUCAUGCUCGCCGACGGAUCAGAAGAGAAACCCACGCCAGUCAGUGACGAGCUCCUCUACGAGAGCAAGCGCGAAUCGAGAAGGAUGUCAACUGGCAGCCGAACGCAAAGGAACAGCACUCAAGGACUCCGACGCAACACCUCGACCUUCUCUCAGGAAUCACUCGUCAACCAGCGAUCCCUAACCCACUCCCCUUCCAUCGCCUCUCCCCAGGUCCUCUCCCGCUCCAACUCCGCCAUCAGACUCGACACCCUCUCCCCCCUCCCCAGCAACACCCUCCUCAGCAAGCGCGAAAGCCUGAUCAAAAACCGCGCCUCAGCUCUAACCCUCACCCCCCAAAUGUCGUCACCCAACCUCUCCCAACGCGGCAACGACGACGAAGACAUGACGCUAUCCCAACGCCGCCAACUCCUCCAAGCCCAACAACUCUCCCCCUCCCUCUCGCACCAACCCUCGCUCCGCUCCCCGGGCCGCACACCCCCUUCUUCCUCGCAAAAAUGGCAAAACAAGACCUGGGCCACCAAAGGCGCGCCCGCCGGCUUCGACAGCCACCAACCCAAGCGCUCCUCGAGCGCGCAGUCCGAGCAGAAGCGCGAACAACUCUACGCUGGGUGGCGCGACACCAUGCGCGAUAUUGCGCCGCCGCAGCAGACGGCUGCGAACGUCGUGGAACAGCAGCGCGCGGCGCUGUUGAUGGAGCGCCGGCAGAUGGAGAUGGAGAGGCAGCAGCGCGAGGUCAUGCAGCAGCAGCGGGCGAGUCAGAUGGAUAGUAUGAUGCGGAGUGGACAGAUGAUGGAUGCGCACCGUGAGGCGAUGAGGAAGAUGCAGGCGAAUGCCAACCGACACACUUAG